AUGUACGCCAACACGAACCGAUAUCAUGAAAUGUUAAACAGCGUCCGAGACUUUCUUAAGCUCUACCAAGUCCCCAAAGGGCUGAGUGAACGGGUCAUGGAUUAUAUUGUAUCAACAUGGUCAAUGUCUAGAGGAAUAGAUACAGAAAAAGUAAGUAGGAACAUAUUUAUGUACUUCUUAGCUUAGCGCAGUAAAGGCAAUGGCUAUUCCAUAAAACGCGCACUCAAUUACACUGAAUCGAAGAUUUCCUCCCAGCAUUGGAUGUGUAUGAAAAUCAUACAUGCUUCAUUAGAACCACUCCAUACAGCAAGCUGUGUCUCUAUGUUUUUUAGAACGCUUACAAUAAAUGACAAAUAUAUACUUGAGGCUGUUAUAGUCAUGUUUUGAUUAAUGCGUCUGUUUUGGUUAAUUGGUUACUAAACGAUAGGCACACUAAAUGCAUUGCUGAAUACAUUUGUAAUCUUUGAUAAAGGGUAUUGCCUUUUCAUGUAUACUAGUACUUUUAUUUAAAUUAGCCCAGCUUUCCUGGAAGCUAAUGUUUGAUUCUGAGAAGGGGAAUCUACUUUAGUGUCAAUAGAAGACACUCCCCGGAGACAGUAGUAUAUUGAUUUAUUCUUUGAUGACUACAUUAAAUGCAGCGUGUGGGAUGAAUCUAUUUCUAAAAAGUGACUUUGGGAAUGUUCCAUGCUGUCCGUGACUCAUAAUAGGUAAAUAAUUUAUCCUGUUUAUUGCUUCAUCUGGAAUUUGAUUUAAAGAUCUGUAUUUAUUCACCAUAAUUUUACUAAAAAACCUACAGGCACAUAGAUGUCAUUAUUAAAAUACAUACUCAUUUUAAUUUUCUGCAAUGUUAAGAGAAAAAUCGCUAUUUCACUGUAUAAAAAGAAUUGCACUGUCUGAAAGUGUUAGAACUUUGAAAUGUUACUGGUUUUACCACUAGACUUUUAAUUGAUGCUUUAUACCAAGUAAAUUGUACUUUCUGCCAAAUUGUAUAACAUAGUGACCUAUUCACGAAAUGGUAAAUUGAUAACUGAUUUAAAUCCCUUAAACCUGAAUUGCCAGAUUAAAAAGCUGUCACUAUCAUUAGAGUGUUUGCUUGAUUAUUGUACAAAACAUUUGUAGCUCACUUGUGAAAUCACAAAUUUUGUAAACAUUUAAGUGCGUGAAUGUAAAAUCUUAAAUCUUCAUGUUUUCUUAUGAUCUAAUUCAUGUUUCGAAUAUAUUUACGUAAUUCAUAGAAACUUCAGUCUAAUCUAGCUCAAGUCUCAAAUAUAUUUACAUAAUUCAUAGAAACCUCAGCAUCCUCUUGAGAUUUUCAUUUUAUUAAAUUAUUUUUAUUUAAAGAAUUAUAGUUGGAAUGGUUUAAGCACGUUGUAGCCCACUGAUGUCUAGAUUUGAUUACUCCUAAUCUAGAUGUAAAAAUCAUUUGAUACAAUCAUUUUUUACAUCUCACACAAUUGCAGUAUUGAACAAAUUUGUUUAAAAAAAGUAUUUCAAUUAUCUUCAGGUUUCUCCAUAGAUUAAUAAUAUCACUAGUCAGGGCCAGUGCAAGGGUUUUUGGCUAUAAAGGCGAAGAUGCAUUCUGCCGCCCCCAACCCCCCCCAAAAAAAUUUAUCUUCACUUCUGUGUCUUGUAGCCCUAUUUUUUGAAUUUCUUACCCGCUUUAGUGUUUCAUAUCCCCUCUCUUGAAUAUCUUACCCCUUUUUCCCCUUUGUAUCUUACACCCCCCUUAGUGUGUCUCUUACACUAAAGUGUAUUUGUUACUUCUUAUGUGUCUUCUUAUUUGUUGCCCCCUUAUGUGUCCCAUUCUUCCCAUUGGCCUCUUUCGGUCUCUUUCUCCGCCCCCCGGCCCCUUUUUGUGUCUUUUUCUCCCUUAUACAUAGAUAGAUACACAGGAAAAAAAUAUAUAUAUAUAUGCACAAAUGCACAACCAUACAGGCACACAGACCUUGUUAUUCAGGCACACAGUCACAACGAUAUACAGACACACAGUCAUAAAAGGCACACAAUCAAACCAACUCGGUCAUGCAGGCACAGACAUACAUGCGCAGACAGUCAUACAGAGACAUAAAGACACAGGGAGUCAUAUAUGCAGUCACAUGUACAUAUUUACAUCUGAGGCCUGAGCAAUUAGGUACCUGGGAAGCAUUAUGUCUGGCUCUGAUCUGUGGAUCCAAUUUAGCAGCUCAGUUCCAUCACUGGACACCAGUGAUGGAACUAUUGUAGAGAGGGCUCUGGUGCAAGAAUCUUUUUGCCCCCAAUUUCAAAGGGUGGCUAAAAGGUAGAUCCCCACCUGUUGUGCAACUCCAACAAUGCCUUGAUUUCUAAUACUUGCAGGGUUGUAUUUAGCACUGAGCAGUGUUUGCAAGUUUUGUAUGGAGUAUGUUUGUGUGAAUGUAGGCGUGUGUUUGUAUGUAGUGCAUUUGAAUGCAAGCAUGCAUUUAUGUGUAGUGUUGGUCUUAAAUGCAGUGAUGUGUUUAUAUAUAUUUUGUUGUGUUUAAUACAGAGAUAUGUUUGUAUGUAGUGUUGACAUUUGAAUGCAGGGGUGAAUGUAUGUAGUGUUAACAUUUGAAUGCUGAGAUGCAUGCACAUAUACACAUACACUGCCACACACGCACACACACACUGUGAUACACAUACACACAGAUACACACUGACACACAUGAAGAUAUAUAGACACAUAUAUAUACAAACUGAUACACAUUCAGAUGCACACACACACACACACACACUGAUAUAUAGACAAACAAAUACACACAGAGACACACUGGCAAACACACAGACACACACACAUACCGACUGACAUCAAGACACACACACAGGCACCGAUAGACACACAGACAUACAGAUACAAACACAGACACACUGACAGGCAUACAGAUACACAGAAUGACAGACAUACAGAUACACACACAGACACACUGACAGACAUACAGAUACACACACAUGCUGGUGAAAACAUACUUUUAUAGCCACCCUCUUUUUUCUACCUUUUGGGUGCUUCCCUGGGGUCCAUUGUGCUGACUGAGGUAGAUGGGAGUUAAGGGCUGGCUCUCCUGGACCAGCCCCCUCCUCUCUGCCUUCUUCUGCUCUCUGGCAUGGCUCCAGGGAGAAAAAAGAAGGCCGGAGGCAGUUCCUCCACUGCUGGGCGCCAGAUGCACUGCAUGCUGCAUAAGAAGCAGGGAUAUGACGUGUUCAUAUCCCCACCCCCUCCACACAGUCCAGGCAUGCGGAGAGUGGCUGUGGAAGGCUGGGCCGCACAAAGUUGCUAGUGCUCGCAAUGCUACAAGAAGUGACUGACAGGAGAGGAGCACUGUACGCCCUGUCAAUGGUUAAAUUCUUAGAUUUAAUCUUUUAAUUGCUGCUAAAAAUUAUUUUAAAAAUUAUGCUUGCAUCUAACCAUGCCACCAUACUUUAAAAAUGGCAAUAUUUUUUAGACCACAUACUACCCCUUAUGGAAAAUGUGUCCCUCUAUGAACAGUAUGCAAUAUUUAUGCACCAAGGAUUUGAGUAAACAUGAAGAAGACAUCACAUAUGUCUACACAUUUUCAACAUAUUUUUAAGAGUUAUUUUUUUUUUUGUAAUUAAGACUUUUAUUGAAAUUUUUGCUGAGCAAGACAAAAUCAUAAUCAAGUCUCCUACCGGAGAAUAACGCUAAUAGAUCACUCUAGAAUAGGGCAGGUCCCUCCAGAUGUGGGUUCCUGUAACUACAGUAUCAUGUUGGUCCCAAUGCAGUAUAAAAAGAAACCUAUGAAAAAAAGGAGUAUAUAUUUUGGCUUUCCCAUGUUAAAAGUCAAGAUAGAUCAUUUACUCAUCAUCAUUUCAUGAGUUAAAGUUUCUCUUUGGUUUGCCUUGUUAGAAACUCGUAAAUCGCUAGCAUCCUGCUAUGAUCUAACAUUGUCUUGCUUUGAAGCUAUUUCUGAUAUGGUCGGUAACAAUGAUCCUUGACAUUACAUUUCUGUUGAUGUAGCAGUAGCACUGGUGAUUUGACCCUCAGUCCCUGCCUUACACAAGCAUGUCAUUUUAAUCAGUGAUACAUGAUUUCUCAAAGACACUUUUAUCUUUUUUUUUCUGAAUUAAAGAUGUUAGAAUGUUAUCAUUAUGGUAUUAGCAUAGGACACACAGUAACGGUUUGUGUUAAUUUAGGUUUUACAGAUUUGCCCUAAAGACAUGCGAGCAGACAUCUGUGUACACCUAAACCGCAAAGUUUUCAAAGAGCAUCCUGCAUUUCGAUUGGCUAGUGAUGGAUGCCUACGAGCCCUGGCCAUGGAGUUUCAGACCGUUCACUGUGCUCCUGGGGAUUUAAUUUAUCAUGCGGGAGAAAGCAUAGACACACUCUGCUUUGUGGUUUCUGGCUCUUUGGAAGUUAUCCAGGAUGACGAAGUUGUUGCUAUAUUGGGUAAGUCUAAGUUUUAUCUAUUUAAUCCGCUCCUGUUAUUAGAUGUCUCUGAAUACAAAUUUAGACAGGAGUUAGCAACGAAAAAUAAAUCCUGAGGGGGAAUGUGCAUAGACACUGUCCUUAAUAGAAUCAUUUAAAUCAAAGGAAGAAUAGUUUCCUAGAGGCGGCCCUUGCCUCCUCUUGUCGUGGACACAAAUGGGAUCUGACACUAUAAGGAGUUUUCACUAAAGUGAGAAUUCAAAGUGACUCUUUGUGCAAUUAAUUUUGGCCCAAAUUUAAAUUCGGUCACAUUUGGACUAAUUCUGCUAUUUUGCUCAAAAACUAUUUAGCAAUAGAAAAAACACAAAUAAAUCAAAAGUACCUAAUCCAAAAUGACCAAAUUUGGAAGUUAUACUAAACAACUGAAAGAUCAAUAUUAAGAAAAGGAAUCUUUAUUUUGAUAUUUCAACUGUUUAGUAGAUGGCUCCCUAAUUUAGUAUCCUUAAAUAUCCCAUGUAAUCUCACACAAGGAUACCAAAUUAGGGAGUUAUGUACAAAAGAGCUGAACGAUUAAAAUUAGGGAAAGGGUUUUUCUUAAUUUUGCUGCAUGGAUAUAGAAUAUUUGUAGUGCAUGUAUAUAGAAUGUAUGUGCUGCAUGUAUACAUAAUGCAUAUACUUCAUGUUCAUAGAAUGUAUGUGCUUCAAGUUUAUAUAAUGUGCUGCAUGUACAAUUUAUAUAGUUUCUAUGUGCUGCAUGUUUAUAGAAUGUAUGUCAUAUAUACAGUAUGUAUAUAGAAUGUAUAUGAUAUACACAGGAUAGUAAAUUAGGGAGCUAUCUUUUAAACAGCUGAAAGAUCAAAAUUAAGAAAAGCCCUUUUCUUUAUUUUGAUCAUUUAGCUGUUUAAUAGAUAGCUCCCUAAUUUGGUACCCUUAUGAUGUGAGAUUGCCAUAUUUAUAGGAUACCUUAUUAAAGCACAGAUAUCUCCCUUACUUGGUGACCUUAAAUAUGGCAAUCCCAGGCAAGGAUAUAAAAUUAGGGAGUUAUCUUUUAAACAGCUGAAAGAUUCAAAUUAAGAAAAUCCCUUUUCCUAAAGAAACACUGUAGGGUCAGAAAUACAAACUUAUGUGAGAAUACAAACAUAUCUUCCUGACUCUAUAGUGUUAAAAACACUAUCUAGGUAGCAGACCCAGCCUUACCCCCAAUAAGUAGGGUACAAAUGUACCAUUAUUCCAGCGUCCGUGGUUCUGCAAAUGCUGAUCCCGUCCCCACUCUGCCCACUUGGCUGAGAUAAUCAGAACUGACAAUCUCAGCCAAUCCAAUGCUGUUCCAUAGGAAAACAUUGGGAGGCUAAUGCGCAUGUGCGGCAAAACACUGUGCUGUGCCAUUCAGCAUCUCUUAAAUGUAUCUGUAUUUAAAUGAAAAUGACUGCGGGAACAGACUAUAGACACCUGAACAACCACAUUAAGCUGUAGUUGUGCUGAUGACUAUAGUGUGCCUUUAAUUUGGCUCUUUCAACAGUUUGGCAGAUAACAGAAAAUUAACAAAAUUUCAAACUGAAAUUUUAACCGAAAAUUAAAAAAUAGUGCAGAUUGUAUGCUUGUUCUUAAAAAUACAAAUAAACCAGCAAUGGAAUAUCAUUCUUAAGAUCAGAGUGGUUACCAUUCAGUACUAUCAUGCCCAGACAGGAUCAGCCCCUUGUGUGCAAUGAAUCACCAGAGAAACAGCACUAUUGUUCGAAGGACGCACCAUAAACAGAGUGGACAUUAUGUUCUUGUUAGCGCAGUAUUAAGGAUUGUAGCCGGUACUCCCAGAGGCUAAAAGUCCAACCAAAUAAACUUCAGAAGUCAUUUUAGUGCUUCACAUAUAUAUAGCAGCAAUCCCAUCACUGUGCAGAAUAUUAACCCCUUAAGGACACAACUUCUGGAAUAAAAGGGAAUCAUGAUGGAAUAUUUCCGUCAUGUGUCCUUAAGUGGUUAAAAACAUAACCAAUUAUUGCUUGUUUUGUUGUUGUUAUUGUUUUUUUUUCACACACAAUUUAGUGAAUAAAUCCCAUAUUUAAUGCCUUUCUCUCAUGUGAAUGGUAUAUGAAAACUUUAAAAACUGUGGAACUCUUGGUUCUGCAGUAAUGGAACCUCACACCUGUGGGAACCUGCCCUGUUCUUAAAUAUUUUGUUACUGUAGAGCUCCACUAGGAGGUAUGGUAAUGGUGUGUCUUCAUUGUAUUACUAUUAUAAAAUUUAAUACAAAUCUUAAUUGUAAGAAACAAAAAUAAAUUGGAACAUUUUGUUUCUUUCCUAUCCUGAAGAAGCAUCAGAGUACACAUGCAUGCAAACACACACAUAUGCACACAUUUAAAAUGUGGGAAUGUAGUCAACUCAGCACAAAACCCAACAGCCUAGCAAGGUUGAAAAUAUGCACAGUGAAUGGAGUUUGCACUUUUUUUAGGAAAUACCUCUGGUUUCUUAAAAAGUUAAAAAGACAACACAAAUCCAUCUACGUUGCAAAUCAUGACUGUACCACUUGAUCCGGGCCUGUGGGGAGGUAAGUAAGAGCUACAUCAUCAUCAAUAUUACAAAACUGGUGGAUGGAAGCAGAUAUCCCUUUAUAGCUUUCUGACAAAUCUUUCAGGAAUAUUCCUUUUUUCCCCCAGGCCAGUAUUCACCAUUAAGGAUUCAGGAGGACUGA
Messenger RNA from Pelobates cultripes (western spadefoot toad), 7061 nucleotides. The record is from the annotation of a GenBank genome assembly. Lineage: Eukaryota; Metazoa; Chordata; Amphibia; Anura; Pelobatidae.